AUGGUAUCAAAUGGUAAAAUUGAAAUUACCCCACUAAAGCUCCCUGCGGAGCUUACCACAGCGUUAAGAGACUACGUAGGAAGAGAAACGCCUCUUUACUUCGCAGGACGUUUAACCGAACACUACAAGAACAUAGCUCGAACCACGGGAGAUGGACCCGAGAUCUACCUGAAAAGGGAGGAUCUAGGCCAUAGUGGGUCUCACAAAAUGAACAAUGCUCUCGCUCAAGCAAUGAUUGCCCAGCGGUUUGGUUGCAGCCGUGUGGUAGCGGCCACAGGAGCCGGCCAACAUGGGGUGGCCACCGCGGCUGCUUGUGCAAAGCUCUCCUUGGAGUGUACUAUUUUCAUGGGAACCACUGAUAUAGAGAAACUAUCCGCUAAUGUACUUUCCAUGAAACUGCUUGGUGCUCAGGUGACAUCAGUAAAAGGAACAUUUCAGGAUGCGAGUUCAGAGGCGAUUCGAAAUUGA
Molecule: messenger RNA, 468 nt
Organism: Eruca vesicaria subsp. sativa (arugula)
Lineage: Eukaryota; Viridiplantae; Streptophyta; Magnoliopsida; Brassicales; Brassicaceae
Source: the annotation of a GenBank genome assembly